Molecule: messenger RNA, 1744 nt
Organism: Momordica charantia (bitter melon)
Lineage: Eukaryota; Viridiplantae; Streptophyta; Magnoliopsida; Cucurbitales; Cucurbitaceae
Gene: HDA2
Product: histone deacetylase 2
Biological process (GO): epigenetic regulation of gene expression
Cellular component (GO): histone deacetylase complex
Molecular function (GO): histone deacetylase activity
Source: RefSeq, a predicted model, not a curated record
AUGAAAAAUAGUUUUAAGAGGGAGAGAGAAUUGAAUGCGAUUGGUGACCGGUGAAGAUGUCCCCGUCCCAAUCCAUCGGAGCGAGUCUCAGCCGAUUCCGACUCGGAAAUUCCGAUUGGUAGCCGAUUCCAUACGUCCUGCACUCAAAUCCAAGUUAUCAAUACCGAGUCGUCAUCCAGGUUCACCGUCUCACAAUCUCAACUCUACCCAACCGCACCGAUUCAACUACCAACUUCUGUGCUGUACUUUACUUGUUUUCAAUUUCCAACGUUUCUGUGCCCAUAAUCGAGCUCUCUCGCCCCUUUUUUCGCGCUAUUUUCUGCUGUUCCAAAAUUUCCACUCGAACCAUGUCGUCUUCUUCAUCGCCUGAGAAUGGGAACGAUCCGGAAACUGCCCGAAGAGACCGAAUUCUCUCCACCAAGCUGUAUUUUGAUGUCCCUUCUUCAAAGGUGCCGGUUAUUUAUUCGUCGUCGUACGACAUCUCAUUUCUUGGAAUAGAGAAGUUGCAUCCAUUUGAUUCGAAGAAAUGGCGUCGCGUGUGCCAAUUCCUUGUUGCUGCUGGAGUUUUGAGGAAAGAUCAAAUUGUCGAGCCUUUGGAAGCUAAGAAGAAUGAUCUUCUUGUUGUACAUCCCCAAUCAUACUUGGAUAGUCUGAAGAACAGUUUAAAUGUUGCAAAGAUCAUUGAGGUCCCUCCCGUUGCAGUGUUUCCUCAUUGUAUUGUGAAGAAUAAAGUUCAACGCCCAUUUCGUAACCAGGUUGGAGGAACUAUAUUAGCUGCAAAACUAGCAAAAGAGAGGGGAUGGGCCAUCAAUGUAGGAGGUGGCUUUCACCACUGUUCAGCAGAACUAGGAGGGGGGUUUUGUGUGUAUGCAGAUAUUUCUCUGUGCAUUCACUAUGCCUUUGUUCAGUUAAAUAUAUCAAGGGUAAUGAUUAUUGAUCUUGAUGCCCAUCAAGGAAAUGGCCAUGAAAUGGAUUUUGCCCAUGAUAGUAUGGCAAUUCAAUUUUUCGGUAAUAGCUUUCAACUAGCUCUCUUUCGGAAUGCUAAUGUUUUAUUUGUACUAGCAGGACGGGUAUAUAUUCUUGAUAUGUUCAAUCCUGGAAUAUAUCCAUUUGAUUAUGAGGCAAGGAGAUGCAUUGAUCAGAAAGUUGAAGUAGAUAGUGGGACCAAAACAAGCGAAUACUUGAAGAAAUUAGAAGAAGCACUUGAGAUUGCUGCCACUUCGUAUGAUCCAGACUUGAUUGUUUACAAUGCUGGGACUGAUAUUCUAGAUGGAGAUCCUCUGGGCUUGUUAAAGAUUAGUGCUGGCGGAAUAGCUAUGAGAGAUGAAAAGGUUUUCAAAUUUGCUCGAACGAGGAACAUUCCCAUUGUCAUGCUGACAUCAGGUGGUUACAUGAAAUCUAGCGCCAAAGUCAUAGCUGAUUCAAUCGAAAAUCUCUCGAAGCAGAGUUUAAUCGAUACAGGAAGCUCUCCGGGCUGAAUAUAGCUAGCAAGUGAGCUAUUUUGUUUCCUCUAAUAUUAAGUCAGUAGCACGUACCAUUUGGCAUAGCUUUUCUGUAAUAAUGUCUGUAUGCAUAUGUACAAAUUUGGGGCAGAACUGUGUUCCGGUACUAUAUCCAUGUCCCCCCAUGUGGGAAAUGCAUUAUUGUAACUUAUCCUCUGGUAAUUACCCAUGAAUGUUUAUAAAUACUGGAAUAGAAACAAACUCAAUGAUUAUAGAAUCUAACAGUUGAACUGUUAUUUUAA